Messenger RNA from Spodoptera frugiperda (fall armyworm), 4286 nucleotides. RefSeq names its product xylosyl- and glucuronyltransferase LARGE2s. Bases 558 to 2690 code for a protein of 710 amino acids. NCBI's taxonomy places the organism in Eukaryota, Metazoa, Arthropoda, Insecta, Lepidoptera, Noctuidae. The transcript is spliced from 13 exons. Gene Ontology annotation, molecular function: glucuronosyltransferase activity; xylosyltransferase activity. Gene Ontology annotation, biological process: protein O-linked glycosylation via mannose. The record is from RefSeq and is a predicted model, not a curated record.
CACUUACAGUUUUUUUAUCUAUGGUUCCAUUGCGCGAUAGUUUGACAUUAUCUUGUCACUUUGUCAGAUGACAGAUAGAAGUCAAAAAUUUUAGGCUAAAUACUGUUUCGGUUUCAUUUUCCAAAAUAAGUUUUAAAAAAUGCAUAGAAAAUGUACUAAUUGAGCAAAUAUACGAAAGAAAUAAAUAUGUUUCAGUAAAAGGGCUACAGACAAUUACUUGAAUGUGAUUAAAAAUAGUUUUAUACAUGGAAUUACAAAGUAAUUCGGUUUGCGCUCUACACUAUUAUCAAAUCAAAUGAAUCGUGAUAUUAUGAUUGAUUGUGUCGAUAUUUUUUUAUUACUCUCGUUUACUAUGUACCCGGUUUGUUAUCUGUGCAACAAGCAGUACCGGCUUUAUUAAAUCUAUUGCGUGUGCAAGGCAAAAUAAUGUUCACCGGCACGAAAAGUAAUGAAUUACUCACAUAUAUAAAUUCAAUACUUAAACUCACUACAAGAGUAAAUCACAACAUUAGGACAAGACAGCUUUGACUCCGUAAUCACAACACAAAGCAUCAAGAAUGAAAAUGAAAACGAAAAAAUUAUGUACCCGACAUUGGUUGGCAGCGUUUUUUGGAAUCGGACUAGUACUGUAUUUCUGGUGGCUUAUAUCAAAAAUCAGUUUGCUGGAAUCUCAGAACAAAGUAUUUAAGACACAAUUGAAGUACUCACAAUAUAAUACCUUGGUGAAAAAGAUGUCUGUCGAUUCUGUGUCUACUUAUGAAGUUCCUGUGAUUCCAGAUGCAGUGGGUACUCUAUGUGAAACAGUGCAUAUAGCGCUCGUGUGUAUGGGCAAAUGUUCGCGACAGAUCACGCCAAUGAUCAAGUCUUUGAUGCACCAUCGACAGAACCCCAUACACUUCCAUUUCGUUGUCGAUACGAAUUCACAUAGAACUAUUAACACGCUGUUUGAUACUUGGGACUUGCCUGAUGUCAAAUACUCAUGCUACAACGCCGAAGGAUACUUGUCACAAGUGCAAUGGAUCCGCAACAGCCACUACUCCGGUAUAUACGCGCUGGUGAAGCUGCUGUUUCCAGACAUACUACCUGACUCCCUCAGUCAGGCAAUAGUACUGGACUCUGAUCUGACGUUCCUGUGUGAUGUGGCUGAGCUGUGGGCCAUGUUUAGGAAUAUGACUGAUGAUCAGUUCAUAGGCUUAGUGGAGAAUGAAAGCAGUUGGUAUUACACGAACAAACCCAACCGAUGGCCAGCAUUAGGCCGAGGUUACAACACAGGAGUGAUGCUACUAGAUCUCAAGAAAAUAAGGACAACUACAGACUGGACGAGGCUAUGGCGCGAUGCCGUCAACGACAACAUAAAAAGACUGAACCACACAACAUUGGCUGACCAGGAUGUCAUCAAUGCCAUUAUUAAAAACCAACCGCGCUUUGUCUAUGAUAUGAGCUGUCAAUACAACGUACAAAUGUCCACUACGACGCUAGCUAAGAAUUGUUAUGGGGAAAAUAAGGAUAAUGUUAAGAUAAUACACUGGAACUCCCCUUUAAAAUACGGCGUGAAGAUCCGCGACGCUCACUACUUCCGCGACAUACAUCAGUCGUACGUGAACUUCGACGGGUACCUGCUCAGGGAGAAGCUACACAGGUGCACCUUCAUACAGCACGUUACUGUUAAAAUGAACAACUCGGACCUAUGCAGCAGUUUCCGCGCGGCCCAGCAAUUGAAGCUGCGCACGCAUCUCUACUUCAUGGACUAUAGCUAUAAGAACAGUGACGGCUUCGAUGUCACUCUAGCUCUACAGCUGUCUAUGGACCGCCUACUGUUCCUUGAGAGACUCGUCAAUUACUGGGAAGGUCCACUAAGCGUAGCUAUAUACUUAGCCGACUGUGAUGUUGGGAAGUUGUUGAAUUUCAUAGAGAAUUGGUCCGAUACUCUGCGCGACAGGAAGAACAUCGGAUACCAUCUCGUGUUUAAAACUGAUCAAGUACACUACCCAGUGAACUACCUCCGUAACGUGGCGCUGGAGAACGUGAACACUCCGUACGUGUUCCUGAUGGACGUGGACUUCGUGCCCAUGGUGGACCUCUACUCCCAUCUCAAGGCCGCCAUCAAACUCAUCAACCCUUAUCCGCAGAAGAAGUGCCUGGUGGUGGCGGCGUUCGAGUCUGCGCGCUACCGCAGCUCGGUCCCGCGCAGCAAGGCGGCGCUGCUGGCGCGGCUGGCGGCGCGCGACCUGGCGCCCUUCCGCCACCACGAGUGGCCCCGCGGGCACCGCGCCACCAACUACACAAGGUGGACCACCGCCAACGCGCCCUACGAGGUGGAAUGGCAGUCGGACUACGAGCCGUAUCUAGUAGUGCACAGAUCUGUGCCUAAAUACGAUACCAGGUUCUCAGGCUUCGGCUGGAAUAAGGUGUCCCACAGCGUAGAGCUGCGCGCGCAGGGCUACCGCGCCGUGGUACUGCCGGGGGCCUUCGUGGUGCACACGCCGCACGCGCCCUCGCAGGACAUCACCGCCUUCCGCGCAGACCCGCACUACCGCAUCUGCCUUGCCUUAUUGAAACAAGAAUUCAUGGAGGACCUCAAGAGUAAAUACAACAUCACAUUCAAAGAACCAUCGAAUUCAGACCCAAUGUAUCUAGCACAGGCUAAGAGUUUAAUACUGAACCAAGCAGGUGAUCAGGACCUGAACUGAUGAGAGCUACCGUCUCCGCUUGUCAGAGGGCGCCAAUGUAGCAUCACGUCAUAUUUGUCCAAUCACUGCAGCUCUCAAAAAAUUAUUGUCCAAUGACCGCACAUUAGCAUGUAGUUGAUUGGACAAAAGCAGCGAUUGGACAAACUCUCUCGCGAUAGCCCUGAUUGUUAUGUUUGUAACUAUGGUUGUAUUUAUUCAUUGUCUAAUUGAACCUGUAGCAUGUCUUAUGAAUGACUCUUAAGAAAAUAGUAUCUUUUAACUCCAAGAGUUGGCCAUUCAAUAUUUUAAUAGAGACGCUUUAAUUUUUGCGCAUCCUAGAUGGCGCUGUUGUAGCUUAUAGUCUUCUUCAUUCAAGUAUGGCUCUCAAAAUGUUGACGUUAACAGAUCAGAGGGCUUAGUACGAGUUUGUUUUACGUUUAACCAGAUCGAAACGAGAUGUCGCUCGGCGGUCUGAUUGGCCGGCUCCAUUGAACCAACCAAUUAGAGGGUUAAAUGCAGUAACGUUUUUUCGUUAAACGUAAAACAAAGUCGUACUAGACCUUCUGAUAUAGAAACGAAUAUACGUUCUUCAUAAGACAUGCAACCGGAUUAAUUAGAUAAAAUGUAGGUAAAUGCCCCAAUUUAGUACUGGUAAGGAUAAUUUAUGUCCCAGAUACGUAGUUUUUUACUUACCGGUGUGAUCGAAAAAUAUGGUGAAUAUUUUAUCGAGGUAGAAUUACGGUGAGUGAUAUUUUUGUGUGUAUAAAGAUCUGGGCGCUUACUCUUGAAACCAAUGUCAAUGUUAAUACAAUUUAAUAAUAUGUCAAUAAUUAUAUUCAAUGUCAGCACUAUACAACCACAAUAGUAGCUGUUAAAUUAGCAUUCUAUACAUACGGAAUAUAAAUCGAAUUCAUCUGUUAAAAUAGCAUUCCGAAUAUAAAGCCAAACUCAAUACCGUUUAGUUCAUUAAAUAUGCUACGCAAUAGGCGCUAGUGUUGCAACUCAAGAUAACAAGAUUUCACAAUAUAAAUGUCAAUCGAUCGGAAUUGGAUUCAAGAGUAAGCCCCCUGAUCUAUGUAUCUCUAUACCUGUAACAAUAUUCACUGUAUUUUAAUUUAUACCUUUGAAGUUAAAUCUGUACCCUUAGUAUGAGUUUGCUUUACGUUUAAAGUAAUCGAAACGAAAGCGCAUUCGGCACUCUGAUUGGUUGGUUUAUUCGAGCCGGCCAAUUAGAGCGCCGAACGCGCUCUCGUUUUGAUUACUUCAAACGUAAAGCAAACUCGUACUAAGGGUACGGGUUGAUUAACGUAAGAAUUUUUUACUCACGUAAAAAUUGCAAUAAUAUUUGUCUAUAAUAUCUUAAGUAGUCAUCGAGAUUAAAUAAGUAAAAUAAUGUAUACAGUGUAUUAUAGCUAGAUAUAUAUUAUGUACAUGUACAAUGCAUCAAUUUUUGUAUUUCAGUUUUUGCACCGUGCAUAGUCUAAACUAUAGUUGGGUCAUUACAAGCGUGCGAAUUCAGUCAAAAAUAAUCGGAACUCUCGCUCAUUCUUAUGGGCGCAUCGGAACUCUCGCUCGCACUGCUAGUGUUAUGUGUAAAAACUUAGUUAAAAAAAAAAA